AACCACACUACAUCUGAGGAUCAUUCAAAGCAGGAGACACAAAUCAAACACCCCAUAAUAAACACUCAGGAGGAUGUAAACACAAAACCUGCAGAGUAGAAAGAGGCGAAGCAACAGUUUUAAAACAACAUUCAGCAAAUGAAACUAAACAUCCGUCAGAGAAACAGCUGUCAAGACCCGUCUCUCCGUUUCUCUUUAACGAAUUUGACUCUGUUGGGCCUUUCUAAGCAAAACAGCAGAAUCUCUGACAAAAUCUGGUGAGUACAGCUGAUAAUAUUUACUGUAUUUCAACAACCAUUAAUACAAAUCUGCAACUUUGUUCCCACAACAGGUUCUGUUGUUUUUAGUGUCUGGCUUUAGCUGAAACCUCUGCUGACAAACAAAUUAGUUCUUUUGUCAAAACCAGCUUUUUCCAGCUCAGAUUUAGGCCGUAUCUGUCCCUAGAACACUUUGAAACAGUCAUAAAUGCAUUUGUAACAACUUUCUAUGAUGCAUCACAUUAUUUUUAUUACAACAACACACCAGUUUUACCAGUGAUUGAUAUUAUCUAAUGUAGUCUCAUGUGUUCUAAUAACCUGCCUCCAACACUGUUGAAUCAUCAGUAAUCAAUGUUCUCAGAAACAUGAAGCAUUUUUUUGUGUCUGACUGGUUUUAUAUAUGAGAAGAGCUGCAUCCUGACAAAACUUCUAUCAGCGCAACACUUCACCGAUACGAUACAGCCCCCGAUAGAAAUUGGGCCAUUCUAUCGGGCCCCGAUAUAUUGGUGGCCGAUAAUCGGCCAGUCACUAUUAGCAGUAUAAGAAGGGAGACGUAGCACUACCUGGACCAGCGACAACAUUAGUGUUCAUAAUAUUACACUGUGGAAGAGACACUUCAUAAUUAACACCGUAACUUUAAUCAGACUGUAUUACUUGGUCUUGUUUUGACCUUAAGGAGUGAGAAACAAUGCAGGCUGUCAGUGUUUGUGUGUUUAGCAAAACAGAGAAUUAAAAAAUGUAAUUUUCCACUGAUGGUUGAAACAGCACAGGUUCUAUCCAGUAUUUAGAUAAAUAUUUGAAUGAUUUAUUGAUCAGUGUAACUUUGUCAGAUGAGAAAUGUGUUCUGUAGAUCACGUGGAGGCUGGUAGAGUUUAAACAGCAGUUUCCUAAUCUGGCCACAAGAUGUUGUUGUUAAAGAGGCGACUGUGACUGAUAUAAGUGAUGGUGGAUAAUCUGGAGGAUUGCAUGGUGGACAGUGCUGUGAAACUGUUGUUUAAAUUAGUGUGCACAUAUUAAGAUAUCAGUAAAAAUGUGCACAUACAAAGACUUCUGAACAAAAGUUAUCUGGUUAUUUUUAACUGGUGCUUUGAUUGUGAAGCAGCUGUCGUGACAAUGUUGUUAAAUUUAAGCCAUUUAAAACUGUCUGAUUAAAUAGCAAGUUAAUGUUGGUCAGUAACAAAGUAGUACAUGUGUUUAUUUCAUUUUUAUAAUUACAAAUAUUGCUUUCAUCAACUUUGAUGAGAAAAUAUAGCAGGAGCUGUAGCCCACUGAGAAAUGAUGAAUGUUAUUUUGUGUAUUCUGAAAUCUUUUGUUCUGUUGUGUGUUGGAGUACUGACUCUGAUACAAGACAGAAUAAAAAUGUCAUGAAGUAAAAAGUCUCCCGUAACCACAGACUGUCCUUAAAGCCUUCAGUGUGCUGUAUCAACAUAGAUCUUGUGCCAAAAGUACGUCAGUAAUCAAGUUAAACCUGAAAGGCAACAAAACCUCACCUGCAGAGCAGAACGAGGUGGAGCAACACUGGAAAGACACAACAGCUUUAAAACAACAUUCAGCAAAUGAAACUAAACACUCGCCGGACAAACAGCCGUCGAGACUCGUCUCUCCGUUUCUCUCAAAAGACAGCUAAAGUUGACUCAAUCAGGCCUUUCUCAGCAACACAGCAGAAUCUCUGACAAAAUCUGGUGAGUACAGCUGAUAAAAUUUACUGUAUUUCAACAACUAUUAACACAAAACUUCAAAUGAAAACUACAGAAUGACAAAAUAUUUCACAGUUUCAUUAAUCUAGCUUCAUGUUUUUAUGACUAAACAACACAUCACUUUCACUUUUAAUCCUCAGACUGUCAACAUGUCUGCUGCCAGCUGUCUGCUGACUGAAGAUCAGUUUCAGUGCUCCAUCUGUCUGGAUGUGUUCACUGAUCCAGUCACCAUACCAUGUGGACACAACUUCUGUAAAACCUGCAUCACUAAACACUGGGAUAUUAACGCACCGUACAAAUGUCCCAACUGUAAUGACAUUUUCUACACAAAACCGAAGCUGCAGGUCAACCGGUUCAUCUCUGAGAUGGCUGCUCAGUUCAGACAGUCAGCUCAACAGAAAGCCAGCAGCAGCAGCUCAGAGCAACAAGUUUCCAAACCAGGAGAAGUUCCCUGUGACGACUGCACUGGAACCAAACUGAAGGCCCUGAAGUCCUGCCUGGUGUGUCUGGCCUCCUACUGUGAGACUCACCUGGAGCCUCACCUGACAAAGUCAGGCCUGAAAAGACAUCAGCUGAUCGACCCUGUGGAGAACCUGGAAGGCAGGAUGUGUACGAAGCACGAUAAACUGCUGGAGCUGUUCUGUAAGACCGACCAGAUGUGUGUCUGCAUGCUCUGCACCUAUUCAGACCACCAGGGACAUUCUGUUGUUCCUCUGAAAGAAGAAUGUGAAGGAAAGAAGGCCAAGCUGGGGAAGACAGACGCUGAAAUUCAGCAGAUGAUCCAGAAGAGACGAGUGAAGAUUGAGGAGAUGAAGCGCUCAGUGCAGCUCAGUAAGAAAGAUGCAGACAGAGAGAUAGCAGCUGGUGUUCAGGUCUUCAGAGCUCUGAAGGAGUCUGUUGAGAGAAGCCAGGCCGAGCUCAUGGACACCAUCAAAGAGAAGCAGAGAGAGACAGAGAAACAGGCUGAAGGCUUCAUCAAAGAGCUGGAACAGGAAAUCUCUGAGCUGGAGAAGAGAAGCUCUGAGAUGGAGCAGCUCUCACAGUCUGAAGACCACCUCCACCUCCUCCAAAGCUUCCCAUCACUGAACUCUGCUCCACCCACCAAGGACUGGACAGGAGUCAGCAUCCGUCCACCUUCAUAUGAGGGGACUGUGGUGAGAGCUGUGAAUCAGCUGGAGGAGACGCUCAGUAAACUGAUGAAGAAGCUGCCUGAGCUGAAGAGGGUCCAGCAGUAUGCAGUGGAUGUGACACUUGAUCCUGAUACAGCACAUCCCAACCUCAUCCUGUCUGAUGAUGGAAAACAAGUUAAACAUGGUGAUGUGAAGAAGAAACUCCCAGACAACCCAAAGAGGUUUGAUUAUUGUCCCUGUGUCUUUGCAAAGCAGAGUUUCUCUUCAGGAAGAUUUUAUUAUGAGGUUCAGGUUAAAGAGAAAACUGAGUGGGAUUUAGGAGUGGCCACAGAGUUGAUCAACAGGAAGGGAGAAAUCAAACUGUCUCCUCAGAAUGGUUACUGGACGAUAUGGCUGAGGAAUAAAAACGAGUACAAAGCUCCUGCUGGCCCACCAGUGAGUCUCUCUCUGAAGCAUCAGCCUGAGAAGGUGGGGGUGUUUGUGGAUUAUGAGGAGGGUCUGGUCUCCUUUUAUGACGUUGAUGCUGCAGAGCUUAUCUACUCCUUUACUGGCUGCUGCUUCACUCAGAAACUCUACCCAUACUUUAGUCCAUCUAAUAAUGAUGGUGGUAAAAAUUCUGCUCCUCUGAUCAUCUCUCCUGUCAACCACACUGAGUAGAAAAAACAUUUAAUUGUCUCCAGAAAUGUUCACAUCGUUCAAUGUAAUAAAUGCAUAUUUACUGAUUAUAUUUGGAUUGUACAUUGUUGUAAUUUCAGAUUCUGACGAAGCAUUUCUAUUGCUCUGACUGAUAAGAUUUACUUUAUUUUUCUAUAAACUGUUCAAUCAUCAGAAAUAAAGUAUUAAACAACAAUCAGCAUUUUCUGUCCCUUAAAUAGUUAUGGUGUGAUCAUUCUUUAUAUAAGUGUUGCAUACUGGCACAAAUUGCUUAUUUACCUUUUAUGGAUAAGACAAACAUAAUAAAAAUUUUUCUCACUCUGUUUUUAAAAUGAUAAAAAGUAGAACAAAUAUUGAAAUUGAAUAGUGAGAUGUGAGGACGCCCCCUAGUGGAGCUCAUAACAAACUGCAGCCUGUGUCCAAAUGAGGACCUGCUCUUGCACCUCUCAGUGCAUUUACAUGCACAGCUUAGUUGGAUUACAGCCAUAGUUCCACUAUGCUGCUCAAUGAAACAACUGC
Acanthopagrus latus (yellowfin seabream) is the source of this 4257-nucleotide messenger RNA. RefSeq names its product zinc finger protein RFP-like. Bases 2056 to 3741 code for a protein of 561 amino acids. The transcript has a single exon. The record is from RefSeq and is a predicted model, not a curated record. Gene Ontology annotation, molecular function: zinc ion binding; protein binding. Lineage: Eukaryota; Metazoa; Chordata; Actinopteri; Spariformes; Sparidae.